Molecule: messenger RNA, 2067 nt
Organism: Archocentrus centrarchus (flier cichlid)
Lineage: Eukaryota; Metazoa; Chordata; Actinopteri; Cichliformes; Cichlidae
Gene: mrpl32
Product: mitochondrial ribosomal protein L32
Exons: 3
Coding region: 8-703 (231 amino acids)
Biological process (GO): translation
Cellular component (GO): mitochondrial large ribosomal subunit
Molecular function (GO): structural constituent of ribosome
Source: RefSeq, a predicted model, not a curated record
CCGCUGGAUGGCAGCCGCGCCCCGAACCCUUUCUUGUGUGCCGGAAAUGAAACAGACGAAGCGCAGCUUAGCGUCGCUGUCUGACGGCGUAGGCUCCUCAUUGACCGUGAGCUGUCUGACAUGUUGGAAGGAGAGAAAGCAUUCUAGUGACACAAUGAUGAAUUUAGCCGCAUUAAUACACAGCCUCAGGUGCUCUCUGCGGCACAUUGAAAGCAGACUUCUCCAGACGGCCGGACUAGAAGCGCACCUGGCUCCGGGGCUGGCUGCCGUGAACGGGCCCGGCCUCCUACCUCAGCUCAACCAGGAGCACCAGCCGGAGGAGCAGGAGAGCCCAGAGCAGCCCCCUGGCUUUCUGGACGGCAUCCUGUGGAUGGCAGCACCCAAGAAGAGGCGCACAAUCGAGGUCAACCGCACCAGGAGGAGAGCUGAGAGCAAACUUAUAAAAGUCAAGAACAACAUUGAGCCGUGUCCAGAGUGCGGCCACCUGAAGCAGAAACACGUCCUUUGUGGCUUCUGUUACGUUAAGGUGUGCAGGGAGACCGCUGUGAUUCGUCAGCAGAUUAAAGCCAUGGAAGGAGGCCCGCUGAAGGCCCCGACUGUGGAGACUGUCAUCCUGUAUGAGGGGGAAACGGCAAAAGAGCAGGACAAAGACAAGAGGAUAGUGGAGAGGCCCAGGAAGAGGCCUGCGUGGUUCAGCUAUUGAUGCUGCGUGUGACACAUACCGUGAUAAACAGCAUAUUUCAGGCCGUCUUUGGGUCAGUUCUCCCUUUGGAGUUGAUGAUAUCACACUUAAAUUUUUGUAACUGUUAAAGCCAAGUCCGUCGGAUGAUGGUCAUAAAUUUACUGCAUAAUACUUGAUGUUUUGACAAUAAAUUCCUUAUUUGAAAACAUCCACUUUAGUCUUUUGGUUGAAGGUGAAUGACAAAUUCUGCUUCGUGACACAGGAAGAAACAUCAAAACUGUUUAUGAAAUGUUCUCCAAUCCUCGGAGCACUGUGAGGAUGCUACUGAUUCUUUAAAGAAAAGGUACAUCUCCAAUGUUUUUCACCCUCUGCCUAAACUCAGUUGUGUGCUCUCACCCCUAAGGAGGGUGAAAACUUAAAAAUAGACACAUGCAAGCACAAUUAUUAGUGGCGAGAGAGGUGCUUUCGCUGAUGUUUUUAAACCCUGACACAUUUAAAGCCAAAUAAUGACUGUCAUGCUGUAAUGCUCAUCAGAGUUGCUGAUUAAACUGGCUGCAGAAUGGUGUGUGGUAGAAAACUACUCACUUCUUAACAGGAUUAGAUACUUGUGUGUACAAACAAACAAGCAACACAGCCUCAGCCACAACUUCUUUUAAUCAGGAUUCGGCAUUAAACCAAAGUCAUGUAAUAGUAUCUCGUGUGUCGCUUGAGUGGACUAUUUUUGCUGGGAUGAGUCCAGCAUGCCUUCCACUGCCUCAGUCACGCCAUCAAACACCCUCUGAUUCAGCUGCCCCCCCUCACAGUUUCAUAAAGCUGGAUUUGCCAGCAUUCCCAAAGCUGAACAGUGUUGUGAGGUCAGAUGAAUUGAAAUUUAAAAUUCUUUCUGGAAAAUGUGAAGGCCAGAAGAGAAGAAGGCCAUCUGGGUUGUUAUCAGUGCUCAGUUCAAAAGCCUGCUUCUCUCGUGGUACAAGGGUGCAUUAGUGCCCAUGGAAUUGGCAGCUUGCACAUUGGCUGGAAAGGCACCACGAGUCCUGAAAGGUAUAUACUGAUUUUAGAGCAGCAUACUGUAUGCUCCAUCCAGAUGAAGUGUUUUUCAGGGAAAGCCUUGCAUAUUUCAGCAAGGCAAUGCUAAACCACAUACUGCAGCUAUUACAACAGCACGGCUUUGUAGUAGAAGAGUCCGAGUGAUGAACUGGCCUGCCUGCAGUCCAGACCUUUCACCAACUAAGAAUAUUUGACACAUCAUGAAAUAUGACAAAGACAUUGUCAUGUUAUGAGUGUUGAGCGGCUAGAAUCCUCUAUCAGACAAAAAUGGGACAACAUUCCUCUCCCAAAGGUCCAGCAGCCCUCUCCUCAGUUCCCAGAUGUUUACAGACCGUUGUUAA